This is a messenger RNA of Sphenostylis stenocarpa, 195 nucleotides long. Lineage: Eukaryota; Viridiplantae; Streptophyta; Magnoliopsida; Fabales; Fabaceae. The record is from the annotation of a GenBank genome assembly.
AUGAUGAAUUCUGCUCCUAUGCCCACCCUAAUGGCACAUUCCUCACAUUUGACCAAUGAUGGAGAUCUUCUUGGUUAUGAAGAUGCUUCUUCUUAUCGAAGACUGUCUGAGGCCAGAAAUGUAGCACAAAGUAUUUCUUCAUCUUCAAUGCAUGAGGCACUUAUGGAAGAUGACGAGCAGAAGAAGGAAGCGUGA